This is a messenger RNA of Ahaetulla prasina, 3129 nucleotides long. Its product is annotated as retinol dehydrogenase 11-like. The record is from RefSeq and is a predicted model, not a curated record. The transcript has 6 exons. Bases 263 to 1276 code for a protein of 337 amino acids. NCBI's taxonomy places the organism in Eukaryota, Metazoa, Chordata, Lepidosauria, Squamata, Colubridae.
AAUGCACCUUAGUUCCUUGGGAGGCCUCCUCCUCCCUCUCCGCUGACUUCUCCUGCCCUGUCCCAUUGGCCUUCCCAAAGUUCUGCUGCAUGGCUUCUGUCCAAAAAAGGGCAGACAGUUUGCUGAAGGUGGACUCUGCCCAGAGAACACUGGCUGCCCCUUUGGAAGCCCUCCUCUUUCUAAACGCAAGAGGUCUUUCCUUAGAUCGGACCUCUAGGUCGGCACUCAUCUUCCAGAGCUGCUCCUGGAAAGGCUGCCUGUGAUGGAGGAGGCUGCUCUCUUCUACCACCCGCUCUGGUUCAUCUGCUCCUUAACCCUCCUGGCGCUGCUGUGGGCACAAAGAAGAAAGAGUUGGAGGCCAGAUGCUUGUCCCGUAGACCUGAGUGGCAAGACGGCCAUUGUCACUGGAGCCAGCAGCGGAAUUGGCAAGGCUGUCGCUCUUGAACUGGCAAACAAGAACGCACGCACAAUCCUGGCCUGCCGCUGCAGGGAGAAAGGCCAGGCUGUGGUGGAGGAGAUCCGUAGAGCCACAGGGAACCCCCAGGUGCAGCUCCGUCUGCUGGACGUCAGCUCCAUGGCCUCCGUCCGUGACUUUGCCAGGAGGUUUCUGGAGGAAGACAGCCAGCUGCACAUCCUGGUGAACAAUGCGGGUGUCACAGGUUUGCCCUUUGCCGUCACGACUGAGGGCUUGGAGCUCACGUUUGCCACCAACGUCUCGGGUGCCUUCCUCCUCACCAACCUGCUGCUUGGUACCAUGGUGGCCUCUACUCCGGCUCGCAUCGUGAAUGUGUCUUCCUUCCGGCACUUCUGUGUCAGGGAGGUGAACCUGAAGUGGCUGACGGGGGAGGAGCGGCCCAGGAAUGCCAGCCAAGCCUACGACUGCACCAAGCUCAUGAACGUCAUCUUCACCAUGGAGCUGGCCCGGAGACUGCAGGGCACCGGCGUGUCGGCCAACGUGCUCAGCCCAGGAAUCGUCCGGACAGAGAUCCUGCGCCAUUAUGGCCGGGCCAGCCGCCUGCUCUACUGGCUUUGCAGCCCCUUCAUGAGGAGCCCCCAAAAGGGAGCCACCAGCACUCUCUACUGCGCAAUCGCCCCAGAAAUGGAGGGGAUUUCGGGCAAGUAUUUCGACAGCAACUGCACACUGGUGCUUCCUCAAGCCCUCGCACACGAGCCAGGCCUCAGCCAGAGGCUGUGGGAUGCGCUGGAGAAGGCCACGGGCCUCAAGACAGAUAGAAGCCAGCAGGCAGUCUCGGGCCCUCUGCAAAGGGAACAUUAGGGGGCUUCUCCCUCUUUUCUGGUCAGGGGAGUAGAAAAACUGCUGCUCAGCAACAUGGAUCUUUUGAUUCCCCUUCCAAGAACUCUUCCCUGCAAAGUUGCCAAGCCCUUUAACUGAGAACCAUGGCCAGAAAUGCAAAAUUCACCCUGGAUUUUUUCUCAUGCUGUGAAUGAAGGACCUUGAGGUCUGCUGGGGGCCUUCCAGCCCUCUGUUUGAUUUGAAUCUCUUCUUCCAGUGUGAUGGAUUACAUUUCUUGGGAAGCUGGUCGGAAGCUCUCAUCUCCUGAUGGGUUUUGUUUGGAGCAGAGGCUCCUCCUCUGCACUUUCUCUCUCUCCCCAGGGAUGCCUUUGCAGCAGGUCAGGCUUCCCCUGUCGUCCUUUUUCUCCACUGCCCUAGUUCGGCUGUGGGGUUUUGGCCUUUUACAAUGGAAGAGUGAAUUGUGCAUCUUCUUACUGAAACAGAAAAACCAAGUUUGUUUUGCACUGUAAUCCAUAGUAAGAGUCUGAGCUGCAUAGAAAAUUAUUAUCCGGUGGAGACCAUUUUUAUUUCUGAGUCUGGUUUGAACCAGCCAUCGGGUGACUGGAUGCGCUCAACAUGCCCCAUGAAUAGCCCCACCUGCUUGGGGAUGGGAGGAGCUCAGCAUUGCAGGGACCAGGCCAAGGGCCACUCUCUGCCUGCAGAGGCCCUCCAGGUGGGUCACUCGUCCAUGAAGACCCAGGGGUCACUCGCUCUCCAAGGCGGCCCAAAGUCCUUUCAACGGUGGCCUCCCAUUUGCCCCACUGCAGUGGAUGAAGCACUGGGAGGAUGAGAGACCCAUGGACUUUGCGGUCUUUGUAUACCGAAAGCCAAAGAACAGGGCAGAGAGGAGAGGCUCCCGGGGCAUCUCUUGAGGGAUGCAGCUCCGCGUCCCUCACGGCUCUAAUCUCUCUUUUCAAAGGUUGCUGUAACAAAGCAAAAUGAAAAAAAGAGCUUCUUAAAAAAAAAAAGAUAGGGACUGCAGCAACUCUGAACUUUCCUUGGAAAAGCUCCCCCUCUCCAAGGGACAGUAUUCCCAGGGUCUGGAAGCUCCAUGAGAAGCUCGCAGAGAGGGGGUGUUUUGGGAUGCAGCUUGCUCCCUGCAGUAUGUCCCAUUCACGGGAAUCAUUUUGCAGCAGAUUCUGAGACCAGGCUCCAAAGAAGCCGCUCGGCCAUCACCCAGCCAAAAAAGUGGCUGUCUUGAUUGGCCCCAGGAAGGGAGGUUGCUGAAACCAGCUAGCUUCUCCUAAACGGAGCACAAGUGGCAAAUAGACAAGUUACCCCUUUGACCUGAACAGACGUGAACUUCUCAGGCUGGCCAGGGAGGUCUGGGAGUUGAAUUCCACCCUAAGUCCACUGGAAGAGCAGCUCAUUUCCUUUGAAUAAUUCUUCUCCAGACCAGGGAGAGCAUUUCAAAAAAUGGGGAGAGAAAUGGGGCGGUUGUGGGAUUCUCCCCAUAAAGGCAACCUUUUUGUGAGCAGGUCCUCCAUUACUUUGGUUUAUGGCUGGAGGUUCCAGAGAAAUCUAACUCUUCAUUUAUAAACUUUUAUUAAUUAUAAUUAUCCUUGUGUUACUUCUUUAACUUUUUUGGGGGUCCAGGAAGCAAAUUCUAAGUUAGCCAGCAACUGCAGUGAAAUUCCAAGAGCGAGAACAAGAGCUGCUCCAGUGGUGCAAAUAGGUUAUUAGUGUCAGAAUGAAAUGAAGCCAACUAGCAUAUGCCUGGUCAGUUCUCUGCCCCCCCCCCGCCUCUUACACCCUGGCCCAUUGGAGACCAAGACAAUAGCUUGGCAGGUAACAAGUUUCUUGGCAGGGUUUUUAUGAUUGGGAACAGCACAGCC